AAUUUGGGUGAGCGAGAGGGAGAGGGAGAGGGAGAGAAACUCAAGUAAUACCGACGAGGACCACGCUUCACAGAAGACGGACGACGGCAGGAGACAUGAUCCAAGGACUGAGAUUCCUGUGGAUACCCUCAAAGUAUCAUUUCCACAGGUAAUGGCUGGGAUAAGCGUGGAAGCCCUGACAGACAGCGGAUAAUAUGCCAUCGCAGUCGGCACGGCUUAAGCUCUGUGGCACGAUAUGGCACGCGUAAAGAUGGGUCUUUUCGCUCUCUUGUGUCUCCCCGCAUGCCUCCUGCUCACUCACAGCAGCAGCAUCCACGAGAGGUCGGUGGUACCCCGCGCCGUGGCCCGCUCCGUGGCCCGCAUGGACGGGGACGUGAUCAUCGGCGCGCUCUUCUCUGUCCACCACCAGCCGUCCGCUGAGAAGGUGGCCGAGCGGAAGUGCGGGGACGUCCGGGAGCAAUACGGCAUCCAGAGGGUGGAGGCCAUGUUCCACACGCUUGACCGCAUAAACGCCGACCCACACCUGCUUCCCAACAUCAGCCUCGGCUGUGAGGUCCGGGACUCCUGCUGGCACUCCUCUGUCGCCCUCGAGCAGAGCAUCGAAUUCAUCCGGGACUCCCUCAUCUCGAUUCGGGAUGAUAAGGACGGGUCCAAAUGGUGCAUCGACGGAACCCCGUCCAACCAGCCACCGCCUUCUAAGAAACCCAUAGCAGGAGUCAUCGGCCCCGGAUCCAGCUCUGUGGCCAUUCAGGUGCAAAACCUGUUACAAUUAUUCAACAUCCCACAGAUCGCCUACUCUGCCACAAGCAUCGACCUGAGCGACAAGACUUUGUUCAAGUACUUUCUAAGGGUCGUUCCUUCAGACACUCUGCAGGCACGGGCUAUGCUGGACAUCGUCAAGCGUUACAACUGGACCUACGUGUCUGCAGUCCACACUGAGGGAAACUAUGGUGAGAGUGGCAUGGAGGCCUUCAAGGAGCUGGCCUCUCAGGAGGGCCUGUGCAUCGCCCACUCGGACAAGAUCUACAGCAACGCUGAAGAGAAACACUUUGAUCGCCUUUUGAGGAAACUACGGGAACGUCUACCCAAAGCUCGUGUAGUGGUGUGUUUUUGCGAAGGCAUGACGGUCCGCAGUCUCCUGAUGGCUAUGAGACGACUCGGGGUUCAUGGGGAAUUCCUCCUUGUUGGCAGUGAUGGAUGGGCUGACCGCUAUGAAGUUGUGGAGGGUUAUGAGCAGGAGGCGGAAGGAGGAAUUACCAUGAAGCUGCAGUCGGAGGUGGUGAAGACUUUCGAUGACUAUUACUUGAAGCUGCGUAUCGACAAAAACACCAGGAACCCUUGGUUUGCCGAGUUCUGGCAGUAUAGAUUCCAGUGUCGGCUCCCGGGGCAUCCAGAGGAAAACAAAAACUACAAAAAAGUCUGCUCUGGAAAAGAGGGCCUACAUGAGAACUACAUUCAAGACAGUAAGAUGGGUUUUGUCAUCAACGCCAUAUAUGCCAUGGCUCACGGCCUCCAUGACAUGCAUAAGGAGCUGUGUCCAGGCCAGACAGGACUCUGUGAGGCAAUGGAUCCAAUUGAUGGCAGCAAGCUGCUGGACUACCUGCUGAAGACGUCCUUCAGAGGAGUGUCGGGGGAGGAAAUUUACUUUGAUGAAAACGGAGACACCCCAGGCAGGUAUGACAUCAUGAAUCUCCAAAAUGUGGGUGAAGACCGCUUUGACUACUUAAAUGUAGGGUCCUGGAGUGAAGGCAUCCUUAGCAUCGACGACAACAAGCUGUGGAUGAACAGCAGCGAAAUGGUUCGCUCAGUCUGCAGUGACCCCUGCUCCAAAGGACAGAUAAAGGUGAUAAGGAAAGGUGAGGUGAGUUGCUGUUGGAUUUGUACGACCUGCAAGGACAAUGAGUAUGUUCAAGAUGAGUUUACCUGCAAGGCCUGCGAGCUGGGAUGGUGGCCCGAUGAAGAUCUGGCAGGCUGCCAGCCACUGCCUCUGAAGUAUCUUGACUGGGCCGAUGUGGAAUCCAUUGUUGCAGUUGUUUUCUCCUGUGUUGGCAUUCUGAUCACCUCCUUUGUCACCUUCGUAUUCAUCCAGUACCGUGACACGCCUGUGGUUAAAUCGUCCAGCAGGGAACUCUGUUAUAUCAUCUUGGCAGGCAUAUUCUUGGGUUACAUCUGUCCAUUCACUUUAAUUGCUCAUCCCACAGUCACCUCCUGCUAUCUGCAGAGACUCUUGGUAGGCCUUUCUUCUGCCAUGUGCUACUCUGCUCUGGUAACUAAAACAAACCGAAUUGCCCGUAUUCUGGCUGGCAGCAAGAAGAAGAUCUGCACCAGGAAACCACACUUCAUGAGUGCCUGGGCCCAGGUCAUCAUUGCCUUCAUGCUUAUCAGCGUACAGCUAACUCUUGAGAUAACACUCAUUAUUCUGGAGCCUCCUGAGCCCGUCAAAUCAUACCCAAGCAUACGUGAGGUCUACCUCAUCUGCAACACCAGCAACUUAGGCAUGGUGGCACCACUAGGCUACAACGGCCUGCUUAUCUUGAGCUGCACCUACUAUGCCUUCAAAACACGGAACGUUCCUGCCAAUUUCAAUGAGGCCAAAUAUAUUGCCUUUACAAUGUACACUACCUGCAUCAUCUGGCUUGCCUUUGUACCAAUCUAUUUUGGCUCAAACUACAAGAUCAUAACCACAUCCUUUUCUGUCAGCCUGAGUGUAACAGUGGCAUUGGGCUGCAUGUUCACACCCAAGAUGUACAUCAUCAUUGCCAAACCUGAGAGGAAUGUCCGAAGCGCCUUCACCACAUCUGAUGUGGUGCGAAUGCAUGUCGGCGAUGGGAAGUCUGCGGCUCAGUGUGGGAGCAACAGCUUUCUUAAUAUAUUCCGUCGGAAGAAGGCUGUGUCUAGAAAUGCCAAUUCUAAUGGCAAGUCUGUGUCAUGGUCUGAAUCAGGUCCAAAACACCCUCCGAGGGGGGGGAAUGUGUGGCACAGACUGUCUGUGCAUGUGAGGAAACAGGAAGCCGGCUCGAAUCAGACAGCGGUCAUCAGGCCCCUAACUAACACCCCCAACCCCCACAGUUGUGAGCUCCCCACCGGCAACCUUGGCAGAGAUCCCCAACCUCCCCAGGACACGCCUGGCAGCAAGCCUCCAUGCAAUCAGGCGGAGGAAGACGACGAAGGGGAUGUGCAGCGCCCCCUCUGGACUCCGACUUGCUCAGAACAGAUGCAAGGACUGGAAUUUGACUUAGAUGAGCCGGCUUCUAAUUUGCCCUCUGACUUGACAGGCCCCACCCAUGAGUGCUUGAAGGGGGCAGUGAUGGACACACACAGUUCACAUGUCUCUGCACUAAAAAAACACACUGCCAGGGAGCAGAUUCCUGCCAAUGAGCCUUUGAGCCUAAUACCCUCUCAGUUUCCUUCAGCCCCAAGACUGGGGGACUUUGAGGACGAAGGGUCUGAGGAUGAGGAACUGGACCUCUUACACAGCUAUAUUUAUGAUGCCAAGGAGGAGAGGGAGGGGGAGGAAGGAGAAGGUGAGGACUUAACUCUAAAUAAGACCACUCUGGAAGAUUCCCUGGCUCUUUCUCCUCCCUCCCCCUUUAGAGACUCGGUGUGUUCAGGGGAGUCACUGAACGGCUCCCCCAUCAUCGAUUCUAUGUUUGGUAGCUCGAUCUAUGCCUCAAGUAUCCUCCAAAACUUUGCACACAGCUCCUCAACACUCUGAGGGCAAAACCGACAAAGCUUCUGUGGCUAUCAGUGGACAUUUUCUCAAAAACAUCCAGAUUUACACAGAAACAACAUUUAAAAUUUUUUAUUAAGUUAUUCGCUUGCUUGAUUUUGUUCUUUUAUUAGUAGGUAAGUAAAAACAGUAAGUAAGUUGAAAUAUACAAGGAGGUAUUUAAUAUAAGAACGCUUUUGGGAAGGGCUGACAGUGCAAAAUGCUUUCUCUAAAAAUGUACAUGAGGGCAGAGUGCGUCUUUUCUGCCUCUCUCUGAGUUACACGGUUUAAUUUCACCAAGCUGCUAUUCCUGACACAUAUCCCAGCAGGAUUGUUGCCUAUUUAGAUAUAUAACAAAGACUGCUUAAAUAUUGAAGAUUAAAUAAUCUUUAAUAAUUUAAUGUGACAUUGUAGAUCCUAAAUGACUGAAAAUUAACUUAAACAUUUACAGUAACCCCAUUAACUGGAAUGUAUGAUUUUUAACUUGGAAGCGUGUUUAGUGUAAAGAGUGUGUGGGAUGGCCGUUUUCUUAUGAUUUGAACUUUCUCUCAAGCCUCAAUAACAAGAAGCACCUGCCCUAAAAACACCAGACAUCCAUUAGCAUAUUUGUAUGGCUAUUUGGAGAUGGACCAUAACAUAAUUUAGCCAAUACUUUCCAAUACUUUUUUUUUUAGCUGAAACGUACUGUCAAAAUUAGUCCGAACAAAAAAUAAAGAAGGGUGAUGAUUUGCUAGAGGGUGGAAACUUUACCUUUUAUACUGAAUUAGUUGCAUUUUUCUUAAAACCAAAUCACAUCAGACACUUCUGCCUUUUUAUAAUAAACUCAGCAGUGCUUUCAUGCUCACACAUGAAGUAAAAGUUGAGAGUUAACCUAAAAAAUACUAUAUGUAACAUUAGCUGAGUACACUCUCAUUGAAUAUAUAUAUAUAUAUAUACAUACAUACAUACAUACACAGACAAAAAACAAUGAGUAACAGCCAUUUCUAACAGACUCAGCAUUUUCAUGGUAAAUACAUUAAAUAAAACAGUUCAACUACUAUCAAAAAAGAAAAGCCAUAUCUCCUUCAGUCUGCAUCGUAAUCACAUUUUGUCAUGUUCUGUUAACAUGGUAUUGUAUAUUUGAAUAAUAUAUUAGCAUAUGCAUAUCUUUAUUUUAGUAUUUUAAUUCCCGGCUGUACUACUUAGGUAUUUUUCAAUUGGAGUGAACAGUAAACAAACUGGGUCUUCUUUUGGUGUCAAUUGACAUUACAGGGCAUUAUCGAACCAUUAUUUGAGAAUACCUGAUUGAAACGGAAGGCAUGGCAGGUCUAUGUGUGCAGCAGCAUUCAUACAAAAGGCAAUUCAAAGUGCUUUACAGGAAAGUAGUAGAGGUAAAAAAAAUGACAUUAAAGUCUUAGACCACAUUAAAAGAAUAAUAGUAAGUUUUAAGUAUUACAUAAAAUGAAACAUUAAAAUGCAAAUUAACAAAAUAUAAAUAACUAUGGUUUGAUAAAAAUGAAAUGUAAAAAGGCAAAUUCAUUAAUUUCUCUUGUCAAUUUUCAUGGGGUGGAGGUGGGGUGAAGCAUAUUAAGGUAAUGCAACAUGCAAUGUUAAAUAUUUUGGAAUUAUGUGGCAUUUUUUUUAAUAGCUUUACUUUCUGGUUCUUUAUAGUCAUUGAUCCUCCGGUGUCAAAACUAGGAGUACACAUCCAUAGUCAUUACACCUUGACUGGUUAGUUGAGAUAGAUGAGCUAAAACAACUAAAACUUAUUUUGAACCUGCUUUGCAGUACAAGCCUCUACUUUCAUGAUAAAGAUAUGAUAAAUGACCACUGAGAAUCAUGAUAAGAGAUGUAGCUUUGGAUUUGAUUGUGCAGUUGAAUGGUCUGUAAGAAAAAAAAGAGUGUAUUGAAAACAUUGAGGUGUAACGGUACAUACAAAUCCCAGUUUGGUACGAAGUCAAACACCAAAUUUGAGUACAUUUUCAGUAUUAAGGGCAACAAAUAUUUAUGGUUUUGUUGUUGUAUUUAACAGUUAUCAAACUAAACAACAGAGUAAAUGUCUUACCAAAUAAAAACUGUUUAAAAAUAAAUUUUUCUACAUAAAUGUAAAAGAUAAAAACAUAAAACCAUUAUAGUAAACAUCUACAAUAUAAAGGGUACCUGACUACACUGUUUCUAUAAAUUCCUACAAAUAAAUUCAAUAUUUAUUGGUUUUCUAGAUUUUUCCUGUCAGUUUUUGACAUGAUGGAGAUAUGAGUAAAAAACUGUUGGGUUUUAUUUUUUGGCAAAUAAUAAUAAUAAUAAAAAAACUGAGUUGAAACUGGAUUCCCAUCAGGCAGUUCUGUAAUGCUCUGUUUUCAAGUUUUUUUUAAAUCUAAACAAAUUUAUCAGUUCAAAUUUUUAUUGAUUAGAAAAAUCUGGACUGGAUCAAUUUGUAAGCAGUUAUUUCACAACUUUGAAAAAUUAGGAAUUUCCAUGCUUAGUUUGGCAACUUAACCGAACCUAAUUCAGGAACACUGAAUCUCGUUCAAAACCCAUAUUAGAGGGAUUCAGAGGCUAAAAAAUAGAAUGGAAAAAUUUUUUUGUUUGUUUUUGAAUGAGUGGGUGUACUACAUACUUUUUGCCAUAUUUAUCCAGAGUUUGCAAUAUUAUGCAAUUCAAUACAUUUCUAGACUGCAGGAACCCUGUGGAUGAUAUUGGUCUUGCAUUCAGUUCUACAUUAAAAUUAGAAGUGAGAGCACCAGAACGAGCAUUUGAUAAGUUCUGGGCAACUGUAGCUUCCUCUUGCUUAUAUAAAGCUGACAGAAUGUGAUGGCUAAAAUGCUGAUGAGGGGAAACUUUAUAAUGUGGCUCUAUUACUUUCAACAUAUGUUUAACAUUGGUGUUCUCAACAAAAGAAUAUAGUUGCAUCACAAAGCCUCCCACGGCAUUUAUUAUGGCUUAGGCAUCAUCUGAACUGUUAGCAAGAGGCUGUUUUGAUGAUUAGGCAGAUUGGUUGUCACUUCAGCUUCUUCAUACCAGUUGUGUUAACAUAUAGGUGAUGCCAUUUCAAAUGAGCAGUUAUACAUCAAACAAAGCUUUAUUCAAUCAAUGCAUGUAAAACUCAAAGGCCCGUACCAAAAAUGUUUGAUAUGAAUUCAUGUGUCGUUACACCUCUAAUAAAAAAAGAAAACUUUUACUUUUGAGACUCUAAAUGUGUAGUUUGGAUCAGAUCAGUAAAGAAAUCACAGCUGCAUUAAUAAUAUGUUUCUUAAUAAUUAGUUCAGGGAACCUUGAGUUUUUUUUUUUUUCCUCCUCACACCUACGUAAGGCUUAAAUAUAACAAGAUAUUAAGAAAUGGGCCAAACUUUGGUUACAUACUAACUGUUGCAAGAUGUCAAUACAUAAAUACCCAUAAACUGCCAUUCAACUGAAGGCUUGAGCUGUAUGAUUCAUACAUAUCAUCAAAUCCCUGGUCUUAAAUCUUUACAUUAACCAACAAUGGUGUAAGUUUGAUUGUAUGACGGCAUUGCUACUGAAACAGUUUACACUCACUUAUAGCCCUGACAAGUUUUACAAGCAAGAAAGGUGAUAAAAAAAUAAAUAAAUAGAACUGUUUCUGCUUUUUAUGCCGCGCUGAUACUUUUUCCAAGUUUUGCUGUGCCGUAUUUGAAACACACAAUACAAGUUGUACAAGCUCUCAAAGUUUGUAAUACUGUUCAAGCCAUCUCUUGUUUUUUCACACAGGUAAUAUGUUUGUAAUAUGGAUAAAUGUUUAUAUAUUUAGAUUGUGAGGAGAAAAAAAAGUUAAUACAUUUUGAAACUGUCCAUUGAUACUUGUCAAGGAGCAGUGUGUUUGAAUUUUUAGUAAUCUUUAAGCUAACUUGAGUUAACUGUAUCCUCUUGCUUACUGUAAUGGGGUUAUACAUGUUUCAGUUUUACUUAAAUCAUACUAUAAACUUGAGUAGAUCACUUAGGGCUAAGUCCCUUACCCUUACUUUUUUAAAUCUUUAAGAUGAAAAUUGAUUUCAAAGUAAAAGGACUACAAAGUACAUACUGUAGUGCAACUGUAUUGUAUUUCCAAAUGUCUUAAGUGGAAUAUAGUGUAAGUUGUUUAAUGAUUUAAGCUGAUGUAAAAUAUACAAGGUGCCACCUGUUUAACACUGUUGAAUCUAGAGUGAAAUAGGCCUUUAUGUCUUGGGUGAGCUGGACAUGAACAAUGCUGUAAAAAAUAAAAAUGAUUUAUAUUAA
Molecule: messenger RNA, 7918 nt
Organism: Girardinichthys multiradiatus
Lineage: Eukaryota; Metazoa; Chordata; Actinopteri; Cyprinodontiformes; Goodeidae
Gene: grm1a
Product: glutamate receptor, metabotropic 1a
Exons: 9
Coding region: 236-3715 (1159 amino acids)
Biological process (GO): G protein-coupled glutamate receptor signaling pathway; regulation of synaptic transmission, glutamatergic
Cellular component (GO): postsynaptic density membrane
Molecular function (GO): G protein-coupled receptor activity involved in regulation of postsynaptic membrane potential; adenylate cyclase inhibiting G protein-coupled glutamate receptor activity
Source: RefSeq, a predicted model, not a curated record